GUACCAGCGCGCCACGUCGCCGGAGCUGGCCACGAUCGCCGCGAUUCGUGCCAGGGCCGCCGCGGAGGCGGAGGAGGCCGCGGAGGCGGACAAGGUGGGCCGCCUCAGCCUCUGGAGCGGCCCAGCGGAGACCGAGGACGAGGCCGCCGCGCGCGAGGCGCGCGCCGGCUCCCGCGCCGGGGCGGCCGCGGCCACGCUCGACUGGAGGCAUAUGCUGUACCAACCUCGCCAAAGCUGGCCUACGAGCCGCCGGAGCAGACUCAGGGAUGCUGCGCCCGUCAAGGAGGAGCCCCCGCCGCCGGCCGAGCAGCUUGACGACUUGAACUCCGCCGCCGCGCUCGUGGAGUCGUACGCGCGCAGCGCGCAGGCCGCCGAGUGGCCCGCCCGCGCCGGGCCCGCGGGGGCCUCUGGUCGGCGCGGGCGCAGGCCAGCGCAGACGGCCGGCGACGCACCCCACGACCCGCACGGCCAGGCGACCGACAUCCUGUGGGACAGCUUUGAGGACCUCACCGACGAAGCACUUCGCCCCGAUGCAGCCGCCGCGGGAUCACCUGAUGAACAAACGAUAUGGGCUGCUGAUUAGUAGGGCAGCCGUUGGCCUUGCAGUAAAAGUGUUGCGUUUGCACUUGCAGCAGCCAUGCGAGCGUUAUUCCAUCUCAUAGUGGAACGCGGACGGACAAUCGCAGGCUGCUCAUAGAUCUGGCCUGCCUGCUUGGCGUUGUUGCUGAGAGUGGGAUGGGCGCUCCUUGUGACUGCCUCGUGCGCGAGGCCGUGCUGGGGAACUGCGCGUCUGAGCAGCACUCAUGGAGACGGCGCGGCUACAGGCACACAGCGCACAGUCGUUUUACCGCUCGCCGCCACGUUCUUCAGUCAUGUGUCACAGGCAAUUCCGUACACGCGUCGAGCCUGUUGUAGUUGCCCAGCUUUGUGCUUCACAGAGCCACAUGACCCAUGCAGUCGACUGCAGGUUUGACAGCGCGUGUGGUUGUCACAUCACGUUCUGCAGUAUUCCUGGGCUCCCCUAACC
This is a messenger RNA of Prorocentrum cordatum, 1027 nucleotides long. The record is from the annotation of a GenBank genome assembly. Lineage: Eukaryota; Dinophyceae; Prorocentrales; Prorocentraceae.